GGUGAAAUGGACCGUCAGCAACGCCGUGGCCGACAUAGCCGACGACCUCCAAGCCUCCAAGGCUUGCUUGGCUUCAGCGCCCGACUCGCCACGCGAUGGAGUCUCUUUACCCAGCUGUCACAGCUCCUGUUGGCGAACACGGUAACCGGCGGGCAGGAUUUGCCACCACAGGAUGACGCCACUUCUGCAAUGGAGCAACUGCGGCUUGAAAGUUUCGAAUUGCUGGAAUUUUGGAGUCAAUGUAUGCGGGUGGCGGAUGUGAAUGUGAGCUUGUUGGAAGCCGUGGAGGUGGAAUGUGAUCGACUUGGUGAGGAGCUGGAUGAGAUCGAGACAGAGGCUACGGAGCUUGAGGCAUGCGCUACUGAGUUGCGGCACCCGAAGGCGCGUCAUCAGUUGCAAGUUGAUCGUCUGCAGACCAUCGAAUCGCGACUCAACAACCUCUCUCAAACACCUGUCGGAUAUCUUGAUUGGCCAGAACUUCCUAUCAAGCUCCAGACCAGUGCUGUGUCGACUCCGUCAAGCGUCCGUGAUGCGUGCCCGGUACCGAAAAUUUCCUCUGUGAAGGGCCUCCACUCGCGAAUCGCCUCUCUUGUAGAUAGGUAUCAGCGAAUCUUGCCCAGCACCGAUGACGACGAAGAAAGGCGAGUUGGGGCGAUCACCUUGGUGGAUUCUUGUGAGACCAAAAUUACGGACCUCGAGGCAGCAGCCAUCUCGGCCGAGAAUUUAUUAUCCGUCUUGCGACGGUGUAUGAACCAGUUUUCCCUUCCAUCAGCUGAACAGUCGACGCAUGUGAACGUCCUCUUUUUGGACUGUGCUCUCCAGGCUCAGAUGAAUCUUAUGAAGGAGCUGCGAGAAAAGCAUGCUGCCGUGCUGUCAUGCCUUCAAGAGUUUGAGCGUCCUGACAACUACGACUCCUUGGACCCAUCUCUAAAGCCGGAGACGCUUGAACGCCGACUGGAGCAGUUUAUAGACUCCUUUGUCAAAUUCUACUCAGACCGUCAGAUGCCAGUUGAAGUAGCCCACGUUCCGAUUCUUCUGCUCCGUCUGCGAGAACUCGAACGAGUUGUGCGGGUUGGAGAACACGAGAACUCGUUGCAUAUGAAAGCGUCUUCACUUGGCCAGCAGUCUGACAUGCUGGGAGCCUGUGGACAUCUGCAAGCCUUCGUAUUCCAGUUAAUCAAAGUCACCACCAGACUGGAUACUCACGUGGAAGCCUCGUUAGGCCAACGUCGUUGUCAGCAGGAUGUUGAGACUGCCGCACGCGCGGAACGAGAACUCCACGUCAUGCUGUUGGCCAUGGAGGCUCUUAGCAUGGGUCAACAAUCGGGCACCAAAGAGGGCUCGCCACGCGCUUCUCUGGAGCUCCUGUCGGUUCUGCUCUUCAAUGACGGACAUAUUCGGGAACUUCUGGCUGAGUCCUCAUCAAAAACUGAACAGGAGACUAGAGUAACAGACCUCUACGUUCAGUUGACGCGUGCCUCAACGUCUGGUCGGGGUGAGGAGACACAACAGCCGUUUGCUGACCUCCUCGCGGCCGGUGGACAACUGCUUUCAGAAAUCCAGAAUCUGCCAUCCUCUCCACUUUGGAAGCUUCCGGCCGAUUAUAUUGCCACUGUCGCUGUUGCUGUGGAUAAGAUAUCCGCCGCCCUGGAAGGUGUACGACAGUGCCAGCUCUGUAUCAACCUCCAGUACUCUUCCACAUAUAUCCUCCAUGCUGUAACUGAGGCAGAAAAGCGUGUUUAUGCUAGCGUUUGCAACUACCUUUCAAACUUUGUGACCUACAGUGUCGAGGCCCAGCAGUAUCCGAAUAUCCUGCAAUCACCCACUCAUCUUAUUGGAGCAUUCCACCAAUCGCUGAGCUCUGUACUCUUUCCGCUUGACAAAACACCUGUCAGUGAAGAUGAUACGAGCUCUAUGGCGCGCUCCGAUAACUACUUGGAACAGUUUUCCACGCUAGGAAAUUUCCAAGUUCUGUCUGAGUUCGAUAUCUACGUCAGGGAUACCGCCCGGGUUUUAGGAACGGUCAUUGAACUAGACUUAGCUUUCAUUCACGCGCACCUCGAAACCCUUGAAACCUACUGUCAAAAGGAGGGGUGUACUUCCGAAGAAUUCAGAGCCAACUUUGCUGCCGCGAAAAUUGCACUGUCUGAAAGUCAACGAGAACUCGAGAGAACCGCUGCAAGUAUCGAGGAGUUGCGAUGGCAGUUCCCAGACUUGAAACUUCGCAUCUUCCACCUCCACUGCCGCCUGAUGAUCCCACCAGUUCUCAUCCUGCCUCCAUCCUUAAAUACACAAAAGGCCUCCUUACGAAUUCUCGUAGGUUCUUUUGAUUGA
Molecule: messenger RNA, 2334 nt
Organism: Dibothriocephalus latus
Lineage: Eukaryota; Metazoa; Platyhelminthes; Cestoda; Diphyllobothriidea; Diphyllobothriidae
Source: the annotation of a GenBank genome assembly